UUUUUAUUCCAAGUGUUGCAGCCAGUAAAAGUGUAAAAGUAAUUUCCUGGAUAUGGAGCAAGUUUCUGAGGACGUAAAGCGAAGUUUCGGCCCCGUAAUGGACCACGCCCUAGAAGUCAUCAGGACAGAAGACAUGCCUCGUUUGACGUGCUUUUUUUGCCGCGAAGUUAUUGUUGGAUAUGUCGACGAACUUCAGCGGCAUGUUAACCAACAUAUCCGGAACAAUGACUUCAACCCAUCCAGUAUAUUCUACGACUGCAUGAUUCCCAAAUGCAAGUCCCGAUAUGACCAUUUUAAAUCAUUAAAGCGACAUAUAGUUCUGCAACAUCCUGUACACAGCACUAACCCUGCCGAUUCCACCGAGCACAACGUUAAUGUUGACUUGGGAUCCGAUGAUGAGCCUUGUAUUAAAAAACCCAGGAUCCAGAUUCCUGCGUCUUCCUCCGAUGACCAGGCAGGCUAUACCACUGGGAAAACUAGUACUUCAUCUCUUUCUCGGAUUAAAGAAUGUUUAUCACUUGGUAUUUGUCGCCUUGCGAAGGACGUUUCCCUGCCACAGUCCAAAAUUACGGAAAUGAUUACAGUAUGUGAAACACUCGUUCGCAUGCUUUCCGAAUAUUUCCAGGAAAAUACCCAGUCAUUUCUGGAAAAAAAUGAAAUCGAUCAAACAUCACAGGAGGCGGUGUUAUUUUUAAACUGUUUCCAUUUGCCUGAUUUAUUCUCCGACGUCUCGACAUCUGCUAAACAAACUCAAUUUCUGAACAAACUUGCUGUCUCUAUUCCAAAUCCUGUGGAAAAAAUGUUACAGACGCGUGAAGACAUCCGACACGUUAACGGAAUCUCAAAGCGAGUUCGAAUUAAUGAAACAUUUACUUAUAUACCUGUCAUUGAAACCCUCAAACUCAUAUUUCGGAACCCUCAAACGCGAAAACUGUUAGAUGAUAGUCAAGAAAAUGAUCAGUUUGUUAAGGAGUACCACACAUUUCGAACAGGAGAAACUUUCAAGAAAAGCCAGUUUUUCAAAGACUUCCCAAAUGCCAUAAGAUUGGAUUUAUACCAAGAUGAUGUUGAGCUUGGCAACCCAUUAAGCUCAAGAGCUGGCAUCAAUAAGAUUUCAGUAUUUAACUUUAAAAUCCAAAACAUGCCUGAUAAAUGGAACAGCUCGCCCCGUUCGAUUUUUCCUUUAUUAUACGUAACUGCUGUAGACGCCAAAAAGCACGGAUACAACAAAAUUCUUCAACCCAUGAUAAAAGAUCUACAGAAACUUGAAAACGGCGUUACGGUUUAUUACGGUUCUGAAAAGUUCGAGUUACGAGCAAUUGUGACCAUUUUUUGCGGGGACACAUUAGCACUUCACGAGAUUUUCGGUCUUCUUGGCCCAAGUGCGAAGUAUUUUUGUAGAAUAUGCACGAUUCCAAGACCAAUAUUCCACGAAAAUCCAUUCCAAACAUUUCCGUUGCGGACCAAAGAGUGGUAUCAAACUAAUUUGGCUAAACUUGAGUCUGGCGAGAUUACUAGAUCGGAAUGCGGAUUAAAACAAGGAGGAUGUAUCCUAAACGAGCUCGAAAACUUCCACGUAACUGAGAACUUUGCCCUUGAUGCAAUGCACGAUAUCGCCGAAGGACUUAUUCCAUUAACUAUCCAGUUAGUGUUGAGCCAUUACUACAAAACAAAGGAGCUAGGAAUGACUAUCGACUACAUAAACCAGCGUAUUCACAUGUUCUCAUACGGUUACAUCGACAAGAAAAAUCGACCUUCGGCUAAUUAUACGGAUGAAAUGCUCUCCAGACCAUCUACGUACAGAUUAAAGCAAACCGCUUCUCAAAAUUUGCUUUUGUUGAGGGCAUUUCCCUUUCUCUUUGGUCAUAAGGUUACCGAAGAUUGCCCAUAUAUGAUGAUGAUCGGACAUUUAAUAAAUAUAACCCGGAUAUUGAUGUCUUUAAUAAUUUCGGACCACAUGUUGGCGUCCUUAGAAGAGCACAUCAGGUUGUAUGAGGAGCUCUUCUACGCAAAAUUCAAAAAAAGAAUCAAUAAAAAUCACCAUCUGGACCACUAUAUUCUCUGCAUAAAACGAAGUGGCAACAUGAAACAAUUCAACUGUCUUGUGUUUGAGCAGAAGAACAAAGCUCUAAAAAACCAAGCAACCACAUGCAGAAAUUUUAAAAAUAUCUGCAAAAGUUUAGCCAAGCGACAGACUUUCAGAAUGGUAACGGACAUUCUGGACAACCCGUUUGCUGAUAGUAUAACCUACGGACCGGGAACCAUCGUAGCACGAGAAUCUUGUCUGAGUAAAGCCUUUCUGCAACCUUCCAUAGCUGUAGUCUUUAUACCGAAAAAGGUAACGAUAAAUGGUAUUGAUUUCCGUUCAAACUUGAUUGUCUGCCUCAAAAAUGCCAAGGAUAAGAACUAUCCAUCGUACGGGAUCAUCAGGGAGAUCGUUGUGAUCGACAGCAGAAUUUACUUCCUUGUAAAACUAUGUAUCACCAAGUUAUAUAACGAUUUUCUGCAAGCAUACGAAGUGGAGGUGAAUACAAAUGAACAAAUGCUCAAUUUUGAAGAUAUUCAUUUGCACACCACGUUUGCUUUUUGGACUCCGUAUGGAAGCGACAAAAAAUACAUCUCUAGGAGAAAUUAUCACCGCGAUUAUUAA
Messenger RNA from Aedes albopictus (Asian tiger mosquito), 2650 nucleotides. RefSeq lists its product as uncharacterized. Lineage: Eukaryota; Metazoa; Arthropoda; Insecta; Diptera; Culicidae. The record is from RefSeq and is a predicted model, not a curated record. Bases 53 to 2650 code for a protein of 865 amino acids. The transcript is spliced from 2 exons.